Rhododendron vialii is the source of this 2815-nucleotide messenger RNA. RefSeq names its product alpha-L-fucosidase 2-like. Gene Ontology annotation, molecular function: alpha-L-fucosidase activity. The record is from RefSeq and is a predicted model, not a curated record. Lineage: Eukaryota; Viridiplantae; Streptophyta; Magnoliopsida; Ericales; Ericaceae. The transcript has 10 exons. The coding region runs from base 87 to 2618 and encodes 843 amino acids. Gene Ontology annotation, biological process: carbohydrate metabolic process.
AAAAGCCACUUUUUCUAAAAGUGGAACGACGCCUCGCAACAACUCCCAGCGUACACCCUCCCAACAACUCCCAACUCCAGAGUACAAUGGAAGAUGGUGAAUGGGUUCUGGUACGGCACCCCUCAGAGAAGGAUUCCUGUGAACCAACCGCACUUGAUACACAGACUUCGAACGCUCUCAAGGUCAGGUUCGCCGGGCCAGCCAAGGACUGGACCGAUGCCAUUCCGAUCGGCAAUGGCCGACUCGGUGCCAUGGUGUGGGGCGGCGUUGCAUCCGAGACUCUCAAUCUCAAUGAGGACACGCUUUGGACUGGCAUUCCUAGGAACUACACAAAUUCAGAUGUUCCAGAGGUACUAUCUGAGGUCAGGAAGCUUGUUGAUGAUGGCCAGUAUGUUGAAGCUACGACUAAAGGGGUCAAAUUGUUAGGCGACCUUUCUGAAGUUUACCAGCUUCUGGGUGAUAUCAACCUAGAAUUUGAUGAUUCGCAUGCUGCAUAUGAUGUAGAAACAUAUCAGAGAGAGCUGGACUUGGAUACUGCAACAGCAAAAGUGAAAUAUUCCGUAGGUGAAGUUGAAUUCAUGCGGGAACAUUUUGCCUCAAAUCCAGAUCAAGUGAUCGUGGCAAAGAUUUCUGGAAGCAAACGAGGGUCUCUCUCCUUUACGGUGGCUGUAGACAGCAAGCUACAUCAUCAUUCAUAUGUAAAUGGAAAAAACCAGAUUAUAAUGGAAGGAAGCUGCCCUGGUAAAAGAAUCCCACCAAAAGUGAACCAAGAUGACAAUCCGAAGGGAAUUCAGUUUUCUGCUGUUCUAGAUUUACAAAUUAGUAACGGUGUGGGUGCUAUACAUGUUUUGGAUGACAAGAAAUUAAGGGUUGAGGGCUCAGAUUGGGCUGUUAUGUUUCUGGUGGCAUCAUCUUCAUUUGAUGGACCAUUCACUAAACCAGUAGAUUCGAAAAGGGAUCCUACUUCAGAGUGUCUAAUUGCACUGAAAGCAAUCAGAAACUUUUCAUAUGCUGAUCUUUAUGCGCGGCAUUUGGAAGACUAUCAAAAACUUUUUCACCGCGUCUCACUGCAUCUUUCAAAAGGCUCCAAGAGUGUUAGAGAAAAUGAGUCUUCAGAUAUGAAAAACCUUUUGCCUUGUGCGAUUGAUGUAUGUUUAGAAGGUAGUGGCAAUGGGAUAGUUUCAACUGCGGAGAGGGUGAAAUCUUUUAAAGCUGACGAAGAUCCUUCUAUGGUGGAGCUUUUAUUCCAGUAUGGUCGAUAUCUGCUUAUUUCUUGUUCACGACCUGGGACUCAGGUGGCAAACCUGCAGGGUAUAUGGAACAAGGAUAUCGAACCAGCAUGGGAGUGUACUCCUCACUUGAAUAUUAAUCUUCAAAUGAACUACUGGCCUUCCCUUCCUUGCAACCUUCCUGAGUGCCAGGAGCCCUUGUUUGACUACAUAUCAUUUCUGUCAGUCAAUGGGGCUCAAACGGCCCAAGUGAACUACAAAGCAAGUGGUUGGGUUGUACAUCAUGUAUCUGAUAUAUGGGCGAAAACAUCUGCACUGCAAGGAAAGCCCGUAUGGGCUUUAUGGCCAAUGGGCGGAGCAUGGCUUUGCACUCAUCUAUGGGAGCAUUAUGCUUAUACAGCGGACAAAGGUUAUCUAGAGAAAAAGGCAUAUCCGUUGCUGGAAGGAUGUACUUCGUUUCUGUUGGACUGGUUGAUUGAAGGCCAAGGAGGAUAUCUUGAAACCAACCCAUCAACCUCUCCAGAACAUGACUUUAUUGCCCCGGAUGGCAGGACUGCUAGUGUGAGCUACUCAUCAACCAUGGAUAUGGCAAUCAUAAGAGAAGUUUUCUCUGCAGUUGUUACCGCUGCCGAGGUGUUGGGUAAAACUGAGGAUGAUCUGAUCGAAAGAGUUCGUAAAGCUCAACCCCGGCUUUAUCCAACAAAAGUUGCUGGGGAUGGAUCCAUUAUGGAAUGGGCCCAGGAUUUUAAGGACCCAGAGGUGCACCAUCGGCAUCUAUCACAUCUAUUUGGCCUGUUUCCAGGACACACAAUAACUACUGAGAAAACUCCUGACCUAUGUAAAGCUGCAGCUUAUACGCUCCUCAAAAGAGGGGAGGACGGUCCAGGAUGGUCAACCACUUGGAAAGCUGCUCUAUGGGCACGUCUUCGCAACAGCAAGGAUGCGUACAGGAUGAUCAAGCAUUUGUUUAUAUUGGUGGAACCUGAUCAUGAUAUCGGUUUUGAAGGUGGACUUUACAGUAACCUCUUCGCUGCACACCCACCUUUCCAAAUUGAUGCCAACUUCGGGUUUUCUGCAGCAGUAUCUGAAAUGCUUGUCCAGAGCACAAUGAGGGAUCUCUACUUACUUCCCGCUCUUCCACGAGAUAAAUGGGCUAAAGGCUGCGUAAAAGGAUUGAAGGCGCGCGGGGGUGUGACAGUCAACAUAAGCUGGAAUGAAGGAGAUCUUCAAGAAGUCGGCCUUUGGUCGAAGAAUCAGAACUCUGUUGAAAGAUUACAUUACGGAGGAAUUACGGUCCCUGUGAAAAUGUCACCUGGGACUAUUUACAGGUUUGACGAACACUUAACAUGCGUGAAGACAUACUCUCUGGAGGAAGCAGGUUUUCCGUGAAUUAUAUAGGAUCAGAGUGUUCUUAUGAAGAGCCUUCUUUUUCUGAAUUUCUAUUUAAUAUGCAGUGAACUUGGAAGACCUUCAACUUGAUGUACCAUUUGUCGAUUUUUUUUAUAAUAAAAUAUUACUUUGCGAUUAAAAAUACAAAACAGAACUUGUAAGACUUCUUUGGUAGCAAUUUACAUUUUCUUUGGGUA